This is a messenger RNA of Monosiga brevicollis MX1, 756 nucleotides long. RefSeq lists its product as uncharacterized. Gene Ontology annotation, molecular function: GTPase activator activity. Gene Ontology annotation, cellular component: cytosol. Bases 1 to 756 code for a protein of 251 amino acids. Lineage: Eukaryota; Choanoflagellata; Craspedida; Salpingoecidae. The transcript has 2 exons. The record is from RefSeq and is a predicted model, not a curated record. Gene Ontology annotation, biological process: positive regulation of transforming growth factor beta receptor signaling pathway; positive regulation of TORC1 signaling; negative regulation of transcription by RNA polymerase II.
AUGAGUAUCGUGGUGGCACUAGGUCACUUUUGUGAGCAGCAUGGACCACGCGUCGUGUAUACCACGCAGUCUUUUCACUCGAGCCAGCCGGAUGACAUGCUGGAGGAGCAGGGCACUGGCUUGGAGAUGACACCGGUGGUCGAGUAUGCCACGCCCACACCUUUGGGCACGCCGGGUCCACCGGGUUUGAUGUCAACCCCUCGUCGAACAAUCGGGUCGGCCUCCACCGUAGUGCCCACCUCCGAUCAUAGUUGCUGUGCUGCAUGCGGUUGGCGAGUCCACAGCCCUGGCUUCAUCAGCUACGAUCACGAUGCUGCUGCCUCCUAUGUCAGCCGGCACCACCCUACUCGGCCAGAGGUCUACAGCAUUCUUCGACAGGCAUGCCUUCGUGCUCUUUCAUCCGAGGUGUGUGUGUAUCGUCAUGGUCCUCUCAUCUUUGGUGACCAAGAGCACGGGUUUUGCUUCAGCUAUAAUUUCACAGUUGCUGAUCCCGAUGCGCGCGGCGGCCUACGUCAAUACUGCUUUCUUCUUUUAAUGAGCGACAUUCUGCGACUGGUGGCUUCAUGGCACUUUUUACGCCACCAUCUCCAGAUCCUCAUACGGGACAUGACUUCCAAGGUGCGCCAUCGUCCAAGAUAUCUUCAUACAACCCAAAGCUUUGGCCGUGUCCAGAUUUCUCCAACCGAUGGCUUUUGCCCCGUGAUACGAUGGGCUCUUUGGUUGCUUGUUUGCAGGCCGAGAGGUUGGCCCGAUUGA